Molecule: messenger RNA, 2212 nt
Organism: Macrobrachium nipponense
Lineage: Eukaryota; Metazoa; Arthropoda; Malacostraca; Decapoda; Palaemonidae
Exons: 8
Coding region: 1-2202 (733 amino acids)
Molecular function (GO): nucleic acid binding
Source: RefSeq, a predicted model, not a curated record
AUGGGCUACAAUUUAGCAGAUAAACAAACUGACUUUGACGUGGUUGAUAAUAUGCAACUUAUGAAUGACUCAGAUUCCUUUGGUAGAUAUUUGUCUGGUUUGACCACUUUCACAAACUUUGGGAUGGAUGUGAUGGGCAUAAACCCUAUUAAAGAUUCACCUGAAAAUUUCAAAAGUAAAGUUCACUUUGAAACCACAGUCAAGUAUGUUAAUGGGAGAUAUUGGCUGGAGUUGCCAUUUAAAGAAAAGAAAAUUGUCCCUUUUCUUCCGACCAAUUAUAGGCUUGCCUUAGGUCAAAUGCUUAAUCAAUUCCUAUUAGUUGCAUCUGCUGCAAAUCCAGCUGACUUAACCAAGAGAGGAAGAGAGGAAAUGGUUAAGCAUCCUAAAGUAGAUCACGAAAUGAAGGAACAUAAUAUAAAAUGGAAGUUUAUAGCUCCCCAUGCUCCAUGGCAGAGUGGAUUUUAUGAACAUAUGAUGAGUCUAGUAAAAUCUCGUUUAAAGAAAGUUCUUUUUAGAGAGAUUGUUGGUGUAGAGGAACUUGAAACUGUAUUGAGAGAAAUACAGUAUUCAGAAAAUACAGUCUGUUCAGUAGGUGUUCUUUGUGAAGGGACUAUUAGUAGAAGGACCUUAGACAAAUUUAUCCCUCUUGAAAUCUAUAGUGCUUCAGAUGACAUUGUGACUGAGUCCACUGAAGAUCAUACUACAAUACUGGAUAAUGAUGUGAGUGAGCCACGUCCUACAAGACAAGCCGCUCGUGAAGCAGCUAGACUCAGACUAUUAAGUGGAAUUGGAUUACGGAUUGGAUUGUUCUUUGAGGAUUGUAAGAAUGAUAUUGUUGACGACCCGGAACGAACCUUGACUGUGGAAGAUUGUGACCAAGGAUAUAAGAUUGAUAUUGAUGACGACGACUAUGGCUGGACCUUGGAAUUGAAAGUGGAAUCGUUCUUGGAGGAAAGAUAUUUAAACAGGAGUGGCUUCGAAUCCGGAGUUAAGGCAUGGAUCAGCAAGGUGGAUGGUGAUGAGUAUAAGGCUUUCUGUGGGGUGUGUAGGUCAUCUCUGGUCACUGAAAUCUCAACUCUUAAACGUCACAAAACAUCACGCCGCCACACAGAUGCUCUUGCACUUCAAGCAGCUGCACCAAACCAGCCUUCUGCUCCAAAUGAGAUUGGGGAUUCUGUUACUCGUGCAGAAAUUAAGUUAAUAUCCUUUUUGGCAGAACAUAAUAUUUCUAUCAAUUCUAUUGAUCACCUCAGUUCUAUAUGUAAAGAUAUAUUCCCUGAUUCACAAAUUGCAAACCAAUUAUCACUCAAGAGAACUAAAGCCACACGUGUACUUGGUGAUAUAGGUAAGUUCUCCCAAAAGCAGUUGUAUGAUGCUAUGAAACAGAACAAAUUUUCCAUUAUAAUUGACGAAACCACUGACAUAAGCACUUGUAAGAGCUGUGCUAUUGUAAUAAAAUUAUUUAACCAAGCCACAGGUAAGAUUGAAACAAAAUUUCUUGAUUUGUUGUCUGUAUAUGAUAAUGCUGAUAAAUCAACACAGACGGCCACAGGAUCAACAGGGGAACAUCUGUUUCAAUUAAUUAAUGACUAUUUUGUAAAACACUCCAUUCCAAUAGACAAUCUAAUAGGAUUUGCUGCUGAUGGGGCCAGCAAUAUCAUGGGUCCCCAUAAUUCACUUAGUAGCAGGCUCCGUGUUGUUGCUCCAGGUGUGACAAUACUCAAGUGUGUUUGUCACUCAGUGCAUUUGUGUGCAUCAAAUGCAGCUAAGACUCUACCCCGUGUUUGCGAGGACCUAAUUAGAAACAUCUAUACGUAUUUUGCACAUAGUGCAAAGAGAAAGAAUGAAUUUCAAGAAUUCCAGUCCUUCUGUGAUGUUAAACCCCACAAACUAUUACAUGUCGCACAGACCCGAUGGCUCUCAUUACAUUUGGCUGUAAAUCGUGUGGUAGAACAGUGGCAGCCCUUAAAGCUAUACUUUUCACAAAAACACCUAGAAGACAGGCUGUCAACUCCCUCUGCUAUAUAUGUAGCACUUAAUGAUCCUGCUGUUUUCAUGUACUUCAAAUUCCUGGCAUUUAUACUUCCUAAGUUUACACAACUCAACCUCAUGUUCCAGAAAAGAGAGUCAACAAUUCACAAGUUGUACAACUCGUGCAACACUUUGUAUAAGGACACCCUUAGGUAUUAUUACAAGCACUAAAUCAUAAAUU